Molecule: messenger RNA, 653 nt
Organism: Copidosoma floridanum
Lineage: Eukaryota; Metazoa; Arthropoda; Insecta; Hymenoptera; Encyrtidae
Product: serine/threonine-protein phosphatase 6 regulatory ankyrin repeat subunit C-like
Source: RefSeq, a predicted model, not a curated record
UUGAAUGUGGGAACUACAAAGUACUUAAGUUACUUAUUAAAGCUGGUCACGACGUCAACUCUGCAAAUGAGGACGGUCGCACUCCUUUGAUGACGAGUUUGAUCCAAAUCUGUUUAGAUGGUAAAAAAGAAUUGAAGAAAGAAGAUCUUAAAAUCCCUAAGAUCUUAUUAAAGUCUGGAGCAAAAGUCAAGAUUGUGGACAAGAAAGGCAUGACCAGAGCUUCGUCGAUCAAUAAGCUGGACAGUUUUAAUGCUAGUCCGUUACAUUAUGUGACGAGAUCGAUGAAACUACACUUUGUGAAAAAUACGUUAAGUAAAAAGUCGUCUGGCAAACCCAAGUUGUUUGAGCCUACGGCGGAAAAUCAGAUGGAAUGCAUGAGACUACUCGUCGCACGUGGAGCAGAUGUGAAUCACAAAAACAAGUGUGGCAUAAAUGUAUUCCACGAUGUUUUUGAAAAUUCCAAAUUAUGGGAAUUCAUACAAUAUUUGCUGGAUCAAGGAUGUGUGGUUGAUUAUCGAGACAAAAGAUUAAUAAGAUUAAUGAAAUUGGGACACGGUAUGCCGAAUAUGGAUAUGUUGCUAAGACAUACUGCCGUGUGUGAAAGUGCACCGAAUGUGUCUAAUAGAAAUCGAGUGUAUGAAGAAAUUUUUUAA